CCAAGGGGCUCUGUGUGCCUUUUGUGCCUCCCUCGCAGCGCCUGGCACUCCCUUUGCUGCAAAUCCUCCCCAUCCGUGCAGGGCCAGGCGUCGCAUCGUCGUCAGGAUCUGUCGUAAAGGAGCGUUGCUCCGGAAAGCGCUGCCAGCUCUGGACUCCCAAGAGCAGCUGCCCAGAUUUCCUCCCAUCCGUGAGAGCCAGGAUCCUCCGGCUGGAGGGAGAAGCCUCCCUUUUCGGCCCCCAAAUCCGUUUUUCUUCCUAUCUUGGCGCCCGUCUCCCACUAGGGCAAGGAGGAGCCUUGCUCAGCAGCUUAAACCGGGAGCUGGAGAUUGCACACCUCUCUGCCGCUCCCCAAGGGUCCCAUCUUGCCCAUUGGAACAUCAGCCAGUGCCUUUGAAGCCUGGAGCCACCAUCACCGCCGGCCUCUCCUCCUUCGCCUGCCUUCGUGCGCUGAUUAUGUUUGCCACGUUCUCCCUCUGCUCCAUCAUCUGGCUGAAUCGUGGCUUCAAGUUACGGGAGUGGGGCUGUACUUAGGGGUCUGGUGGUUCACGCACGUACAGUGGGCCCCCAUCGGCCAUUGCCUCCACACACACACACCACCACUGCCGCCACUUCCGCUUCAUGCGCAGCCCCUGAGGGCUGCAGGGGAACUGCCCUCGCUCCUCCGCCCGCUCGCUCCUUCUCCCGGGGACCAUGGGAAGUGCCGAGGGGUUCCAAUACCGUGCCCUCUACCCCUACCGCAGGGAGCGCGAGGAAGACAUUGACCUGCUCCCUGGGGACACCCUGGUGGUGAGCAAGGGGGCCCUGCAGUCUCUGGGCUUCAAGGACGGGGACGAGCAGGGGCCCAACCAGCUUGGCUGGAUCCUGGGCAUCAACGAGCGCACAAAGCAGAAGGGGGACUUCCCAGGGACCUACGUGGAGUACGUUGGGCCGGUGAAGAUCUCCCUACUGGCCCACCGGCCCAGGGGGCUCAGGCCCCUGCCUGCUGCCCCGGGGCCGGGGGCGUCCCACGUGCAGGAGGAGCCAGAGUUGGCACUUCCGGAACUUUCUGAGCAGUUUGCUCCCCCUGAGGUUACGCCACCCUUGCUGUGCAGGCUGGUGGAUGCAAUCGAGAAAAAAGGGCUGGACUGCAAAGUGCUCUACAGGGCAUCUGGCUUGGAGUCGCGGCAAGUGCUGGGGGCCGACUGGGCUGUGGCUGGCGACUUGGAUGCCUCUGAUGUGCUGACCCUUGGCGAAGCCCUCAAGGGAUACCUGCAAGACCUGCCGACCCCAGUGGUGCCAGCUUGCGUUGGGGGCGAGAUCCUGCGGGUGCUCCAGGAGGCCCCCCAGCCAGAGCUGUGCAGGAAGCAGCUGCUUUCGGCCCUGGAGCCGCCGGCCAUGCCUCUCCCGCACCUCCUCACCCUGCAGUUCCUCCUGCGGCAUUUGGGCAAGGUGGCCGAACAAGCCGAGAGCAAUGGGCUGUGGCCCCAGGCCCUGGGUGAGAUCUUUGGGGGCCUGAUCCUCCGGGGGGGCCCGGCUGCCAGUGCCGAGGGGGCCCCUGAUUUCCCUGCUCUCUUCUUGGAGAUUCUGCUCCAGACAAAAGACUCGGAGACCGCCUGUCGCCCUCCAGCUCUGCCCCCCAAACCCCCCAAGCCAAAGCCGGCUGCAGCCCCCCUGGCCAAUGGGAACGGCACGACCCUACAGGAUGCUGAGUGGUACUGGGGGGACAUUUCCAGGGAGGAGGUGAAUGAGAAGCUCAGAGACACCCCUGAUGGCACCUUCCUGGUGAGAGACGCAUCCAGCAAGAUCCAGGGUGAAUACACGCUGACGCUGAGGAAAGGAGGCAACAACAAGCUGAUCAAGAUCUUCCACCGGGAGGGCAAGUACGGUUUCUCUGAGCCGCUGACAUUUGGCUCCGUGGUGGAGCUGAUCAACCACUACCGGCACGAGUCCCUGGCCCAGUACAACGCCAAGCUAGACACCCGGCUCCUCUACCCCAUCUCCAAGUACCAGCAGGACCAGGUGGUGAAGGAGGACAGCGUGGAGGCCGUGGGGGAACAGCUGAAGGUCUACCACCAGCAGUACCAGGACAAAAGCCGCGAGUACGACCUCCUGUACGAGGAAUACACGCGCACCUCACAGGAGCUGCAGAUGAAGAGGACGGCCAUCGAAGCCUUCAACGAAACCAUCAAGAUCUUCGAAGAACAGUGCCAGACGCAGGAGAAAUGUAGCCGAGACUACAUCGAGCGCUUCCGACGGGAGGGCAAUGACAAGGAGGUUCAGCGGAUCCUGAUGAAUUCGGAGAAGCUGAAGUCCCGCGUCACUGAGAUCCACGACAGCAAGAUGCAGCUGGAGCAGGACCUUAAGCAACAGGCCUCCGAAAACCGGGAGAUUGACAAGCGCAUGAACAGCCUCAAGCCGGACCUCCUGCAGCUGCGCAAGCUCCGCGACCAGUACCUGGUGUGGCUGACGCAGAAGGGGACCCGCCAGAAGAAGAUCAAUGAGUGGCUCGGGAUCAGGAACGAGACGGAGGACCAGUACUCCAUGAUGGAAGAUGAGGAGGAGGGUCCCCACCACGAGGAGCGGACGUGGUAUGUGGGGAAGAUCAACCGCAUCCAGGCGGAGGAGAUGCUGGCCGGCAAGCGGGACGGGACCUUCCUCAUCCGGGAGAGCAGCCAGCGGGGAUGCUACGCGUGCUCAGUCGUGGUGGAUGGCGACACCAAGCACUGCGUGAUCUACAAGACGGCCACGGGAUACGGCUUCGCGGAGCCUUACAACCUCUACGCCUCGCUCAAGGAGCUGGUCUUGCACUACAAGCACACGUCCCUCGUGCAGCACAAUGACUCCCUCAAUGUCACGCUGGCGCACCCCAUCUUCCCACUCCCCCCUAGAUGAAGAACGUCUGCUUGUCGGGGACCUCCCCCUCACACACACCCCUUUCCCCCCACAAACACACAGCAGACGUU
This is a messenger RNA of Rhineura floridana, 2943 nucleotides long. It is a transcript of the gene PIK3R2, whose product is annotated as phosphoinositide-3-kinase regulatory subunit 2. The transcript has 16 exons. The record is from RefSeq and is a predicted model, not a curated record. Gene Ontology annotation, cellular component: phosphatidylinositol 3-kinase complex. Gene Ontology annotation, biological process: insulin receptor signaling pathway; phosphatidylinositol phosphate biosynthetic process. NCBI's taxonomy places the organism in Eukaryota, Metazoa, Chordata, Lepidosauria, Squamata, Rhineuridae. The coding region runs from base 692 to 2872 and encodes 726 amino acids. Gene Ontology annotation, molecular function: protein binding; 1-phosphatidylinositol-3-kinase regulator activity.